CUCCUCAACUAUUUUCCAUUUUAUUCCGCCUGAAACUUCCGGAAAGGUGGGUCAGAUAAAACCACAAUUGAGUUUGGAGAAUGGAGAAGGGAAGUGUUAAAGUUCGAUGCCAGAGGAUUGGCUGCGAUGCUAUGUUCUACGAGGACGAUAACCCCGAUGGUUCCUGUCAAUACCAUGAUUCGGGACCUAUAUUUCAUGAUGGGAUGAAAGAAUGGAGUUGUUGCAAGAAAAGAAGUCACGAUUUUACUUUGUUUUUGGAAAUUCCUGGAUGUAAGACAGGAAAACAUACAACGGAGAAGCAAGUAAUUGCACCGGUGAAGAAGAAGACCAUGCCCCCUCCAACUACAGCUCCUUCAUCCAAUGCAACUUCAAAGGACUCUUGUUCUAGGUGUCGGCAGGGUUUCUUUUGCUCAGAUCAUGGUUCACAAGGCAAGCCUGUAAAUAUUGUUGCAGACAAACCCGUAAAUCUUGAUGGAGAUGCCUCUGCUGAAAACAAUUCAAAUAUUCAGGCUCUGAAACUUCCUAAGAAGAUAGUUGAUAUAAAUGAGCCCCAAAUAUGCAAAAACAAAGGAUGUGGUCAAACUUUCAAGGAAAAGGAUAAUCAUGAUGCUGCUUGCAGCUACCAUCCUGGCCCUGCUGUUUUUCAUGACCGGAAAAGAGGGUGGAAGUGCUGUGAUGUUCAUGUACAAGAAUUUGAUGAGUUUAUGAGCAUUCCUCCAUGCACAAAGGGAUGGCAUAAUGCUGAUCCAGUGUCCUGAUCGAUGAAGACACAAGAUGGGUUAUUUUCUUGCAGUUGCUGUUGCUUUAAUUGAAAAGGGAAAGUGUUGUUGAUUCAUGCAAUAUUCGUGUCAUUAAUUAGAACAAAACAUUUUUCUAACUUUUUCAUCUUCCUCAUCCCCCUUUCAAUUGUUCAAUCUCUUCUAUGAGGGUGAUUACUGGGAUAGUGUAGGAUGUGAAUUUGUUGUCAUGUGUUCCUUGAAAAUCAUGAUCUGCUUUUGCAUGACCAUUUUGGACCCAUCUAAUGUUGAGAGAUGUCAUACUGCGGUUUU
This is a messenger RNA of Gastrolobium bilobum, 1049 nucleotides long. RefSeq names its product cysteine and histidine-rich domain-containing protein RAR1. The coding region runs from base 81 to 758 and encodes 225 amino acids. Gene Ontology annotation, cellular component: nucleus; cytoplasm. The record is from RefSeq and is a predicted model, not a curated record. Gene Ontology annotation, biological process: defense response to fungus; defense response to bacterium. Lineage: Eukaryota; Viridiplantae; Streptophyta; Magnoliopsida; Fabales; Fabaceae. Gene Ontology annotation, molecular function: Hsp90 protein binding. The transcript is spliced from 6 exons.